Molecule: messenger RNA, 2198 nt
Organism: Mangifera indica (mango)
Lineage: Eukaryota; Viridiplantae; Streptophyta; Magnoliopsida; Sapindales; Anacardiaceae
Product: pentatricopeptide repeat-containing protein At1g73400, mitochondrial
Exons: 1
Coding region: 360-2054 (564 amino acids)
Molecular function (GO): protein binding
Source: RefSeq, a predicted model, not a curated record
CGAGGGGAUUUGGAUUGAACCGAAAACCGAUUGGAGAUUUAAUGGUUUAGAUAGAAUCUAUCCCCACUUGCCGUUCUGGGGAUUCUGUUGUCAUUGUAAAAAAUAAGGGGUUUUGUCAAUCAGAAUAACCAAAGGGGCUUUAACGUUAUCCGUUUUCACAAAAGUCUUAAAUCUUGUGAUUUUGUACCCAAAAUAAUUUCGUCACAGUUCGUCUUCAUCGUAAAGCAGCCGGCCAAUCAUCAAGUGAGUAACCCUUCUCCUUCCUCCCCUUGAACGCCGUUAAAGCUUACUUUUACUUAUUCUUCUUCAAUCGAAACGACUGUUCUCACUCUCAAUAGCUGUUAAUUACUAUUUCGCUGAUGAGGAGGCUUUGCCCAUAUUUAUAUUCUGCAAAAAGGAUCCAAUUUUUAUGCGCAAAUGUUUGGGCACUUAUUGAAAAUCCAACUUUCAAUGUUUCAUCUUGGAGCCUAAGACCAUUACUAACAAACCCAGGUUUAGAUUUUAUCAAAUUGCCUCCGCCCUGUAACCCGCGUUUGUUUUGUUCACAAAUUGUGCCUAGUUCAUUAGGUCAAACUUCCGAAUUUGAAUGUGAGGAAAGUGAAGCAAAAAACAAGGGUUUGAUGAGUGAUGUUGGAAAGUUGUAUGAAAUUAUUGUGGAAAACUGUAAUGGGUAUGAUAAAAUGGAGAAAGCACUUGAUAGUGUUGGUAUUGAGUUGAGUACUGAUUGUGUUGUUCAGGUUCUUCAAAGGUUGCAUCUUGAAGAGAAAAUAGCAUUUAGAUUCUUUAUGUGGGCUGGUCGGCGGGAGAAUUACGCCCAUGAAGUGAAAGCCUAUAAUCUUAUGAUGGAUAUAUUAUCCAGUACAAAGUAUAAGGUGAAACAGUUUCGGAUUGUUUGCGAUAUGUUGGAUUACAUGAAGAGGAAUGAGAAGAAUGUUGUUCCUGUUGAUGUUUUGUUAGUGAUUUUGAGACGGUAUACGGAAAAGCAUUUGACUCAUGUUCAGAAAUUUGCUAAAAAGAAGAAGAUAAGGGUGAAGACGCAGCCGGAGAUCAAUGCUUUUAACUUGUUGUUAGAUGCUUUAUGUAAAUGUGGUUUGGUCGAUUAUGCUGAGGCCAUGUGUAAGAGGGUGAAGAACAAGAUCAAACUCGAUGGCAAUACCUAUAAUAUAUUGUUUUUUGGAUGGUGUAGGGUUAGGGACCCCAAAAGUGGAAUGAGGGUACUUGAAGAAAUGAUUCAAAUGGGUCAUACUCCUGAUAAUUUUACUUACAACACCGCCAUUGAUACCUUCUGCAAAGCAGGGAUGGUGACAGAGGCAGCUGAACUUUUUGAGUUCAUGAGAACAAAAGGUUCGACCAUGUCUUCGCCAACUGCAAAAACUUAUGCAAUCAUGAUUGUGGCCCUUGUACAGAAUGAUAGAAUGGAAGAAUGCUUCACACUUUUGGGGCAUAUGAUUAACAGUGGUUGCCUUCCUGAUGUUACGACAUACAAGGAACUGAUCGAAGGGAUGUGUCUGGCUGGAAAGGUUGAACAAGCUUAUAAUUUCUUGGAGGAGAUGGGCAACAAAGGUUAUCCUCCUGAUAUUGUUACUUAUAACUGUUUUCUCAAGGUCCUCUGUGACAAUAAAAAGAGCGAUGAAGCGCUAAAGCUUUAUGAAAGAGUGAUUGAAGUUGGUUGUUUUCCAAGUGUACAGUCUUAUAAUAUGCUGAUUUCAAUGUUUUUUGAAAUGGGUGAACCUGAUGGUGCAUUUGAGACUUGGUACGAGAUGGAUAAGAGGGGCUGUGCACAGGACAUUGAUACUUACUGUGUAAUGAUUGAUGGGCUUUUUGAUUGCAACAAAGUGGAAGAAGCAUGUUUUCUGUUGGAAGAGGUUGUGGACAGGGGAUUAAAAUUGCCAUACCGGAAAUUUGAUUCUUUUCUGAUGCAGCUUUCAGUGACUGGUAAUCUCAAAGCCAUCCACAGACUUUCAGAGCAUAUGAGGAAGUUCUACAAUCCUUCUAUGGCAAGACGUUGUGCACAGAAUCAAAAGCGAAUUAGUCGGAGCAUAAGAGUGAAGUAAAAAGACUUGAAACUAAUCCAUUAACCAGUUUUGAUUCAGUCUAUAAUGAGCAACAUGAAUGAAUUGCCGACACUGGAAUGCAAUACUGAUAAUCUUGCUGCAAUUUUUGGCAUUGAUCUUGAACAAAUAAUGCAAUAUUUUUCG